UUGAUGAUUCUGAUUUUAUAGGUUAUGUGACUUCAACAUAAAUAAAAAGUAUCGAUAGAAAUGCAGAAUCUUUCGCAAAAAUAUUGUACAUACAGAAAUGAUAAAUAUGACAUUGAGAAAAACAUCUUAAUUCCCUUCAAAGAAUCUGUUCCCGAAUUAGCUCAUAUUCUUAUAACACAACAUAAUUUGCCUGUUUAUACUGAAAAAGAAUUAACUCAAGAUUUAAGCAAGUUUAUUUAUGAUCGAAGCAUUGAAUAUUGUAAUAAUGAGACUACACAAGUUAUAAAUGAAGCAAUAGAGAAAAAGCAAGUUUUAGAUAUCUACGCUAAGAAAUGGGAAAAUUUAAUGAAGGAGGAAAUGGCUGAAUAUGGAGAAAGAAGGUGUGCUUCUGAUGAAGAACUAUUUGCUACAGCCUAUCACAAGAUGGUUCACUCACCAGCUCUUGAGACGAUGCUUCAUUUGGAACAUAUGUAUUCAAAAACAGUGAGACAAAAAAAUUUUGAUAAAAAUGGGAAAGUAAAAAAGUUAUCAGAAAGACAAUCAGAAGAAAUGAAUAAGGCUGUGGAUAAAUUGGAACAAGGGAUGACAGAAUCAAAAAUAAAUGAUUUAGUCGCUAAACAUUAUGAGGAUUUAACAUUUUUACAAGGACAACUCACUAGUGAAUUAGAUACAUUAAAAGAAGCUCAGAGAAGAGAAUAUAGAGAAUGGUUAAUGCAGAUGUUGGAACAAAACCAAGCUAAUUCUUCUCUACCUACACCAACUAGUCCAUUAACUCCAAAUCCUCUACCGGCACCGACGAGGUAUUCUGAAAAGAGUAGAAGUGAAAUACAAACUCCAUUAUUAGAAGAAAGUUUUACUAUUCAUCUUGGUUCUCAACUCAAACAAAUGCAUAACAUUAGAAUUUUAUCAGCAAAUGUCAUGAAUUUAUGUAAAGUUGAUGACAAUGAUGAAGCAUCAGAACCAACUCCGCAAUUAUUACAGACCGCCUUAGCUUUAUAUUCUAAUGAUUUGUCUGGAUUAGUUCUUAUGACCGAUAAUAAAAUUGGUUCAAGACUUACUCAAGAAUUUCAGGAGACUUGCCAAAAUACAACAGAAUUUCAUUUUGCCCACAUUGAAGAUCAGUUGGACAAAAUUUCAAUGACAGUCCAUCAGUUUAAGAAAGAGCAAGAUAAAAGUGUAAACAGAGACAAAAAUAGUGAACUUCUAUUGCCUGGAGACUUUUAUAUGACCAGGCAUUCAAACCUAGCUCAGGUUCACGUCAUAUUUCACAUGGUUUCUGAUGAUAGUUUAAGAGGUGGUGAAAUUAACAGUAGACAUCCUGUAGUCUUGGGAUUGAGGAACAUUUUAAAAACAGCUUGUUCAAAUGAUAUCACAUCACUCACAAUACCUUUGCUACUGCAGUAUGAAAUGACUGAAGAAAUGACAAUCUCUUGGUGUGAAAAAAGGGCGGAACUUGUGUUCAAAUGUGUUAAGGGAUUCAUGAUUGAAAUGGCGUCAUGGGGAGGAUCUGAUUUAAACAAUUUACAAUUCAUGUUGCCACAAGGAAUAUCUAGUCAAGUGUUCCAGUCACUAACGGAAAUGUUGCCCCGAAUAUUUAAAGUAUCUAAUCCGAAAAUUUUAAAAUAAAUUCAUUUAUGCAAAAUGAGAUUGGAUUGUCUAAACUAUGUAAGAAAUAUUUCAUUACGCGGCUAGCAUAGAUACAUAAUUCUAAUUGUAAAUUUAUAUUUGUAUAUUACAUUCAAAAUAUGUUUAAAAUAUUAUAUACUAUUAUUUUC
Messenger RNA from Aethina tumida (small hive beetle), 1775 nucleotides. Its product is annotated as protein C12orf4 homolog. Gene Ontology annotation, cellular component: cytoplasm. The transcript has 8 exons. NCBI's taxonomy places the organism in Eukaryota, Metazoa, Arthropoda, Insecta, Coleoptera, Nitidulidae. The record is from RefSeq and is a predicted model, not a curated record. The coding region runs from base 61 to 1626 and encodes 521 amino acids.